Molecule: messenger RNA, 1287 nt
Organism: Lichtheimia ornata
Lineage: Eukaryota; Fungi; Mucoromycota; Mucoromycetes; Mucorales; Lichtheimiaceae
Product: arsenical-resistance protein
Exons: 3
Coding region: 1-1287 (428 amino acids)
Biological process (GO): arsenite transport; antimonite transmembrane transport
Cellular component (GO): plasma membrane
Molecular function (GO): arsenite transmembrane transporter activity; antiporter activity; antimonite transmembrane transporter activity
Source: RefSeq, a predicted model, not a curated record
AUGUCACAGUCUUAUCCGGUGGCACAGGAUACCUGCACUACCAGUAAUAACAAUAGAACACCAAUACGCAUCGAGGAUAAUCAAGAAACAUGCUAUGAAACUCCCACAUGCAAGUUUGAUUAUUGUGUAAAGCGACAUGAUUAUUUGGCUAUGCAAGUAAAUUCUGAUAGCAAUGAUAACAAAGUGCAUGCUGGCGCUUUGGUGCGGCAAUUGAGCUUUCUUGAUCGUUUCCUUGUGCUCUGGAUCUUGAUUGCCAUGGUUGUGGGAGUUGUUAUUGGAUAUUAUGUACCCGGUGUACAAACGGCGUUUCAAACCGUACAAUUUCAUUCAGUAUCCGUGCCUAUCGCCGUUGGAUUGCUGGUGAUGAUGUAUCCGGUGUUGUGCAAAGUGCAAUAUGAACGAUUACCUUCGAUUUUGGUGACACGUCAAGUUUGGAUCCAGAUUGGCAUAUCCGUAUUCAUCAACUGGGUUAUUGGUCCCAUCAUCAUGACAGCUUUAGCAUGGGCAACAUUACCAGAUUUACCAGGUUUUCGAACGGGUGUCGUCAUGGUUGGCCUUGCACGAUGCAUUGCCAUGGUGCUGAUAUGGAAUCAUCUUGCUGAUGGUGAUGCCGAUUAUUGUGCCUUGCUAGUUGCCAUUAAUUCGAUCCUGCAGAUUGCAUUGUUUUCACCAUACUCGGUGUUAUUCAUCAAUAUUAUCCCUUCGUGGUUUGGUGCUACCGCUUCUUCAAGUAUCCACGUUGAUGUGGAACCAGUGGCAAUAUCAGUGUUGAUCUAUUUGGGCAUUCCCCUGGCAGCUGGUGCCAUAACACGCUUUGCACUGAUGGGUCUUUUCGGUCGAAAAUGGUACGAGAACAAGUCUCUACCAUGGGUUGGCCCUUGGGCAUUGAUUGGUUUACUCUACACUAUCAUCGUCAUGUUUGCCAACCAAGGUCACCAAAUCAUUGAGCACAUUGGAUCCGUGUUCCGCGUCGCUGUACCACUCUUUGUCUAUUUUGUUGUUAUGUUUUUUAUUCCGUUCUUUGUUCUGAAGCGUAUUGGCAUCCCUUAUGAGCUUGUAGUGACCCAGUCAUUUACUGCUGGCAGCAACAACUUUGAAUUGGCCAUUGCUGUUGCAGUUGGCACCUAUGGUAUUCAUUCUGAACAAGCUCUUGCCGCUACUAUUGGCCCAUUGAUUGAAGUGCCAGUAUUGCUAUGUUUGACCUAUGUGGCAUUAUUAUUCAGGAAAAAACUUAAAUGGCAUGUACGGCCGUUCUUUAUCAGCGAAAAGAAGAACGAAAACCAGUAA